Messenger RNA from Nanorana parkeri, 1659 nucleotides. RefSeq names its product NOP9 nucleolar protein (gene NOP9). Gene Ontology annotation, cellular component: 90S preribosome; nucleolus; preribosome, small subunit precursor. Gene Ontology annotation, biological process: endonucleolytic cleavage in 5'-ETS of tricistronic rRNA transcript (SSU-rRNA, 5.8S rRNA, LSU-rRNA); ribosomal small subunit export from nucleus; endonucleolytic cleavage in ITS1 to separate SSU-rRNA from 5.8S rRNA and LSU-rRNA from tricistronic rRNA transcript (SSU-rRNA, 5.8S rRNA, LSU-rRNA). Lineage: Eukaryota; Metazoa; Chordata; Amphibia; Anura; Dicroglossidae. The record is from RefSeq and is a predicted model, not a curated record. Gene Ontology annotation, molecular function: RNA binding. Bases 1 to 1659 code for a protein of 552 amino acids. The transcript is spliced from 10 exons.
AUGGGGACGGAGAAGAAAAAGAAAGGAAAUGACAAGAAAAGACACCGGCGGGCCGAGGGAAAGGAGGCGGAGUCUGCUGGACGGGAGGAAGUUCCACCCAAGAAACAGAAGAAAGCAGACAAGGGCUCGCCGUCGCAACCCGCCAACCCGUCCGCGGAGCAGAGCAAGAAGAAGCAGCCGGAAAAUCCCCUCCCGCGUCUGGAUCCAAAGUCGGUGGGAUAUUUCCGCAGGGUGGGGGAGACUCUUCAGCAAGGCUUCGGAUCUGAUUCGAUCGCCUAUAUCGCGGAGGAGGAGGCGGGCCCCGAUGAGGAGGCGGGCCCCGAUCUGGAGGAUCUGAUAUUGAGUCUGUGCGCAGAAGUAAAGGGGAAGUUUCUGCCGUACAAUAAGGACACGCAUGGCAGUUUCAUCGUACGGACCUUGUUACAAGUACUUAGCGGGACCAUCCUGAACCUGGAGGCCAAUAAGAAGGGAGCCCCGGGACCAACAGUGAGUUCUGAAUUUGAUGUUCCGGACACUUUUCUGAAGCAGCUGCAGGAGCUGAACGGAUUGUUUUGUGAAAACAUUGGAGUAUUUGCCACCAAUAAAGUUGCCAGUCUGGGGAUGCAGGUCGCCUUGCAGGUUCUACACAGGAAGUCGCCGUCCACUUGUGCUGCACUUUGUGAUGAUGUCAUCAAGUACCUCUCAUCCAGAAAUGCCUCUGCUGACAGCAGUUCCCUCCUGGUGUUCCUGAAGGAUGAGACCAGCAGCCGCCUUCUGGAGAGAAUCCUGGAAGUCAGUGACAAGAAACAACUUCGGCGUCUCUAUAAGAAGCACUUCCAAGGACAGCUGCAGGCGCUGUGUGCCCAUCCCAUCGCCAACUACACCGUGCAGAGGCUGGUCCGUGCCACCCAGACCAAGAAGCUGUUCUCCGUGCUGUUUGAUGAGCUGUCUCAAGCGAUAGAGGACAUAAUGGCCAAAGGUCACAUGGGUCUCAUCACCGGCCUGGCCGAAGCUUGCAAGAGGUUGUCGUGCCGCCAGUCGGAGCUGGUGUCCCAUCUCAUGGAGGCCUUCCACUGCGCAGCUCCGGCCUCCCGCCGCCUCACCUGCGUCCCGCUCUUCUUCUCACUGCUGACUUAUGAGGUUUAUUAUAAGACCGGAGAGGAGGAGACACCGCCAGAACACACGGAUAACGCGGACGCCAAGCUGCAGUCGGUGAACUAUCACGGCUCCCUGCUGGUCCAGCACCUCCUGCACUUUGAGGACCCUUUACCGGCUCUGCAGAGUCUGGGGAACAUGGCGGAAGAUGACCUCCGUACGGUGGCUUGUAGCCAGGCCGGCAGCCAUGUGUUCGAUGCCCUCCUCAACAGCAGCACUGUAACGGAGAAGCAAAGGAAGAAGGUUUUACGGAAACUGCGGACCCACUCUGUGGAUUUGGCGCGCAACAAAUAUGGAAGCCGAGUGCUGGACCGUAUCUGGAACGCAUCCACCAUGGGGGUCAAAGAGGAGAUUGCGCUGAAGCUGGUUGAACGGCUCCGCGAGCUGCAGAACGAUCCCGUCGGUCACCACAUCGUCCGGAACUUUGCCCUGGCGCACUUCGUGAACCGGAGGAAAGACUGGGAGGAACAUCAGCAGGCGGAGAACAAACGGCGCAAGAUGUUCGCCGAGAUCCUGGAGGACUGA